AGGGACCCAUUUCCUUUCUCCCACCCCUGGUCUGCUGGUUUCCCAGGAACAAUGAGCUGGCAGAGUAGCUGCAGGCCUGACUCGAGCUGGAGGUGGAGUCUGCGUGGUACCCCCCCCCCCUCCCCCAAGCUCGAGCUUAUGCUCUCUGCCGUUAAGGAAAGAAUGAUUUCUCUGUUUCAUUUUUUUCUUCUUCCUGGUAACCCUGUAAAGAACCUCUCCAGAGUCACUGACUCUUUGAAAGAUGGAAAAGUAAAUGGAAUCUGAACUAUGAUUGUGUGUGGAGGCUGGAGGAGCUUUGUUUUGGUUGCUCCCCCUCUUGAAAUGAGGGCCAAGCAUUUUCGAGCAGCCUAAAGUGACUUGAUUUUUCGUGUCUCCUGGAACUGUUCCUGCCUUGCUGCAGUCAGGAGGUGGGCUGCUUUGAAAGAGUGGCUGAAAACUUGGGAAACGAUGCCUGUCUCUGACAUCUGUGUAAGUGUGGAGACACGGGAACCGGUCCCCUGUCUCUCAGGAGGUCCCACUGGCUGGGCAUCCAGGCAAGAAGCGAAAUCCUGGCCUUAAAAUUCCGAAAGAAGCAUUUGAGCAACCUCAGACCAGUUCCACGCCUCCUCGAGACUUAGACUCCAAGGCUUGCAUUUCUAUUGGAAACCAGAAUUUUGAGGUGAAGGCAGAUGACCUGGAGCCCAUUAUGGAGCUGGGGCGAGGGGCCUACGGCGUGGUGGAGAAGAUGCGGCAUGUGCCCAGCGAGCAGAUCAUGGCGGUGAAGCGGAUCCGGGCCACUGUGAACAGCCAGGAGCAGAAAAGGCUCUUGAUGGAUUUGGACGUCUCCAUGAGGACAGUGGACUGUCCCUUCACUGUCACCUUUUAUGGCGCACUCUUCCGCGAGGGUGAUGUUUGGAUUUGCAUGGAGCUCAUGGAUACAUCGCUAGAUAAAUUCUACAAGCAAGUUAUUGAUAAAGGGCAGACAAUCCCAGAGGACAUUUUGGGGAAGAUAGCAGUAUCGAUUGUAAAAGCAUUAGAACAUUUGCACAGCAAGCUCUCUGUCAUUCAUCGAGACGUCAAGCCUUCAAAUGUGCUGAUUAACACUUUGGGCCAAGUGAAGAUGUGUGAUUUUGGAAUCAGUGGCUACUUGGUCGACUCCGUUGCAAAAACAAUUGAUGCAGGUUGCAAACCAUACAUGGCCCCUGAAAGAAUAAAUCCAGAGCUCAACCAGAAGGGAUACAGUGUGAAGUCUGACAUUUGGAGUCUAGGCAUCACCAUGAUCGAGCUGGCUAUUCUUCGGUUUCCCUAUGAUUCAUGGGGAACUCCCUUUCAGCAGCUCAAACAAGUGGUUGAAGAGCCAUCACCGCAACUCCCAGCUGACAAGUUCUCCGCAGAGUUUGUUGACUUUACCUCACAGUGCUUGAAGAAGAAUUCCAAAGAACGGCCUACCUAUCCAGAGCUUAUGCAACAUCUAUUUUUCACCCUACAUGAAUCCAAAGCAACAGAUGUGGCAUCUUUUGUAAAACUGAUCCUUGGAGACUAAAAAGCAAUGGACUUAAUUGAUUGACCCUGCUGCGGAUUGGUGGGCUUACAGGGGUGAAGCAAGUUCACUAAAGCGCCAAUAGAAAGUCAUCUUUGAGAUAAUUGAACCUUGCCUCUUUGAGGGCUUUUUCUCCCUGUUUUCUUUCCUUUUUCCCCUCCUGAGGGGGCCUUGGAAUUGAUAGUAUAGGAUGAACUCUCUCUAGAUGGAUGAAAUAUGAUAAAGGCUUAGGACUUAAAAAAAGGUGAUUAAUUAUUUAAUGAUGUGUCACGGUAAGUCCUUAAGCUUCUCACAUUUCUCCUGUUCUUUACAAAAUGAAUGCAUUGUUGGCCCUGGCAAAAACAAAAAAGGUGCUACAGUAGUGAUGAAAUUGUAAGUAGAUGUGUAGUUUAUCCCACUUAUUAUUUUAAUAUUUAUGUUUAAGUGCUUGGUUGGAAAGAUACCAUUUAUGCAAGAAGGGAGAUACAGAAGAAAAGGUUGGGUUGACAAUAUUUAUAGGGCUUUUAUUUUUUAAGUUCAAUCAUGUCUGUGGUCCAGAAGAAAUUAUUUAAUAUGCAUCUUUAAGAAUAUCAUAAAAAUCUCAAAAAAAUGGAGCUCUUCUUGUGAUGUGUCUGUUACAGUUGUAUGACAGUUUUGGCUAUGCUCCUGAACUUCAACUCCAUGCUGGGGCAACACCACAUCUCUUAACUGAAGUGUCAAAGUAUCUUGGUCCUCCCUUUUCCCCAGUUCUGAGAAACACAAGACAUAAUCACUUGUAUCAAAGCUCAAGGAGAAAAGUCUUUGGUUCCCUUGACAUUUGUAGUAUAGUAUUAGUGGAAACUGAUUUGUGGUGUGAUUUUUAUAUCUACUGACCUAUGUAUUUCUGUGUGUGUGUGUGUGUGU
This is a messenger RNA of Perognathus longimembris pacificus (Pacific pocket mouse), 2401 nucleotides long. RefSeq names its product mitogen-activated protein kinase kinase 6 (gene Map2k6). The transcript has 12 exons. Gene Ontology annotation, molecular function: ATP binding; MAP kinase kinase activity. Gene Ontology annotation, biological process: MAPK cascade; protein phosphorylation. Lineage: Eukaryota; Metazoa; Chordata; Mammalia; Rodentia; Heteromyidae. The coding region runs from base 686 to 1522 and encodes 278 amino acids. The record is from RefSeq and is a predicted model, not a curated record.